AUGGCUUCCAGUCUGGCUCCUAUUCGUGCGUCGUUCGCUGACGAGGAGAAUGAGACUGCUCAGCAGCAAAGGCCCUCAGUCACAUGGAAAUUAAGCCCGCUCUCGGCCCAUAGGGCCGCCACCCAGAGGUCCACCAGUUCUGGCACGUAUCCGGCCUCAGGCUUCCUCUGGCGCCCCAGGCUCGGCAGUAGCCCCGAAAUCAAUUUAGGGACCCAGCCGCACGUCGUCUUCCUGCGUCCGCGGACCGCGCCCACUCUAGUUCUCUUCAGCUUAAUGAAUUCCAGUGAAGCAGCCGUGACAAAAUAUUUACCCAAGAGCCACUUAUCUCGGGUGAUUAUUCGUGACAACCUCAAUGCACAGCGACUCUUGGAGAUGGAGAUGAAAGCUUCAGAAAAGACCAAGAAAAAGAUGAGCCACUUGCAUGACCACCUGAAAAAAAAGUUCAUGAUGGACCAGCUCAGGAAGUUGGGACGCUGGAAACGGGAAUUCAUGAAUAUCCGGCAGCAGCUGAGAGCACCCGUGGACCCAAGGUCACUCCAUUCCAACGAGAAAAAGUGGCCACCCUAG
Pteronotus mesoamericanus is the source of this 567-nucleotide messenger RNA. RefSeq names its product chromosome unknown C5orf52 homolog (gene CUNH5orf52). Lineage: Eukaryota; Metazoa; Chordata; Mammalia; Chiroptera; Mormoopidae. The transcript has 3 exons. The coding region runs from base 1 to 567 and encodes 188 amino acids. The record is from RefSeq and is a predicted model, not a curated record.